AUGCGCUUACCUGCAGAGGCGCGCACCAGCAUAGGCGCGCACCUGCAGAGGCGCGACGCUGCAGAACCGCACACAUGCAGAGGCGCGGCUGCAGAGGCGCGCACCUGUAGAGCCGCGCGCCUGCAGCUGGCAGAUCCCCUUCAGCUGCCCUGCCGCUUUGGUUUCCCCCUCUGCUUCCCCCCAUUUCGGCCCCAGCUGACCCCUCACUUCUCCCUCUGCUUCCCCUCAUUUCCCCCUCUGCUCCCCCAUUUCCCCCUCUGCUUCCCCCAUGUCCCCCUCUGCUUCCUCUCAUAUCCCCCUCUUCUUCCCCUCGUUUUAGCAUCUCCCCUCCAUCCCUGCCUUCGCAUCUCCCCAUCCCAAGGGCUCAACUCCCCCACACAAGGCGCCACCCUUUAUCCUCCCUUCCCUGCGCUGCCCUGCCCUUCACCCACUGCCCUUCCCUCCCUGCCCUGCCCUUCACUCACUGCCCUUCCCUCCCUGCCCUGCCCUUCACUCACUGCCCUUCCCUCCCUGCCCUGCCCUUCACCCACUGCCCUUCCCUCCCUGCCCUGCCCUUCACUCACUGCCCUUCCCUCCCUGCCCUGCCUUCCCAUGUUCCGAAAUCCAUGA
This is a messenger RNA of Closterium sp. Naga37s-1, 609 nucleotides long. Lineage: Eukaryota; Viridiplantae; Streptophyta; Zygnematophyceae; Desmidiales; Closteriaceae. The record is from the annotation of a GenBank genome assembly.